Plasmopara halstedii is the source of this 498-nucleotide messenger RNA. RefSeq names its product retrovirus-related pol polyprotein from transposon tnt 1-94. Gene Ontology annotation, molecular function: nucleic acid binding. Gene Ontology annotation, biological process: DNA integration. NCBI's taxonomy places the organism in Eukaryota, Oomycota, Peronosporomycetes, Peronosporales, Peronosporaceae. Bases 1 to 498 code for a protein of 165 amino acids. The record is from RefSeq and is a predicted model, not a curated record. The transcript has a single exon.
AUGCGAACUUCGACAUUCAGUGGUAUGCGGUACUUUGGCACGUUUAUUGAUGACUACUCGCAUUUUACCAGGGUGUAUUUGCUACAAAACAAGUCAGAAGUUGCCAACAAGUUUGCUGAUAUUGUUGCCUUCGCCGAAACACAAACUGGCAACGUUGUGAAGGCGAUUCUUUGUGAUAAUGGUGGCGAGUACAAGUCAAGUGAGAAGACCAAGCUCUUUUUGCGCCGCGGCAUUGAGCAAAAUUUCACGCCGCCAUAUACACCGCAGCUUAAUGGAGUUGCUGAGCGCAUGAAUAGGACGUUGGUGGAAUGUGCUCGUUGUACGCUUGAGCAAGCAAAAUUGCCAAAAACGUAUUGGGGUGAAGCUGUCAUGACUGCCAAUUUUCUGCGAACUCAAUGCCCAACGCGCAGUAUACCCUUUAAUCACCAUACCAAGCCUGGACUGGAAGGAAGCUGGUGUUGGCAAACCCAAAACUAUUUGGUUGUCAUGCUUUUGUGA